CUCGCGCUGACAUCUACCAGGAAGCGCAGCAAGUUUCGCUGAUGUAUCGAAAAUAUCGAUUCUUUGAAAUAUAUCGAAAACGCUAUAGUUUCUUCACUUUCCCGCGUAAACUACAAUGAAAACGUAAGAGUUGUCGUGUGCACGUUGGGUCUUACAGUCGUGGAGAGUUUGCGAGAAUAUUUGUAAAUAAUAUUGCGUCAAAGCAGUGAAAUUAACCGGAGUAGAGAUGGAUAUUGAUCGAGAUCAAAGAUUAGAGGAAAUACAAAGAGAAUAUAUGGAUUUUUUAGAUGAUAUGGAAGAUCAAGGUAUUUAUACCACUCUUGUUAAAAAUAUGAUCGAGGAAAACGGCCGUCGAUUGUAUGUGAACAUUAACGAUUUACGAAAAAAGAAUCCUGCUCGUGCAGUAAGUCUGUUAAACAAUUCCUUCGAAGAGCAUCAAGCCUUUCAAAAUGCACUGAAGCAGUUUGUUGCAACCAUUGAUACAGAGUACGUCAAAGAGAAUGUAGAUUUUUUUAUAGCAUUUGAAGGAAGCUUUGGAAAUAAACACGUUACACCAAGAACUCUUACAUCACGUUUCUUAGGUAACUUGGUAUGUGUAGAAGGUAUUGUUACAAAAUGUUCUUUGGUACGUCCAAAGGUUGUGAGAAGUGUUCAUUAUUGCAAUGCAACAAAGACAGUAAUGGAACGCGCUUACACUGACUUCACUUCAUUUGAAGCAUUUCCACAAUCUGCUGUGUACCCAACUACAGAUGAAGAUGGUAAUCCAUUAGAAACAGAAUUUGGCCUUUCUACGUAUAAGGAUCAUCAAACAUUGACUAUUCAAGAAAUGCCAGAAAAAGCACCAACUGGUCAACUACCAAGGAGUGUAGAUGUUAUAUGUGAUAAUGAUUUGGUGGAUCUCUGUAAACCUGGAGACAGAGUUCAGAUUGUUGGAAGUUUUAGAUGUCUACCUGGUAAACAAGGAGGAUAUACAACGGGAACUUUCAGAUCGAUUUUAAUCGCUAAUAACAUUAUGCAGUUAAGCAAAGAAGCUAAUCUAACUAUUUCUCAUGAUGAUGUUGCUAUGUGUAAAAAACUUGCAAGAAACAAUCCUUGUAAAAAUAUCUUUGAAUUACUUGCUAGAUCAUUAGCACCUUCUAUUCAUGGUCAUGAUUAUGUGAAGAAAGCGAUUUUAUGUUUGUUACUUGGUGGUGUUGAGAAAUUAUUACCCAAUGGUACAAGACUAAGAGGAGAUAUUAAUGUUUUGCUCAUUGGCGAUCCAUCUGUUGCAAAAUCACAACUUUUGCGCUACGUUUUGUGUACAGCUCCAAGAGCUAUUCCAACUACUGGUAGAGGUUCAUCUGGUGUAGGUUUAACAGCUGCAGUUACUAUAGAUAAUGAAACAGGAGAACGUCGGCUUGAAGCCGGUGCUAUGGUAUUAGCGGAUCGUGGAAUUAUUUGUAUAGAUGAAUUUGAUAAAAUGUCAGAUAUUGAUAGAACAGCUAUUCAUGAAGUGAUGGAACAAGGGAAAGUAACAAUUGCUAAAGCUGGAAUACAUGCUAGCUUAAAUGCACGAUGUUCAGUGCUGGCAGCGGCAAAUCCAGUUUACGGAAGAUACGAUCAAUAUAAAACGCCAAUGGAAAAUAUUGGCCUCCAGGAUUCGUUGCUUUCACGUUUCGAUUUAUUAUUUGUCAUGUUAGACAUUGUGGAUUCUGAACAAGAUCAAAUAAUUAGUGAGCACGUUGUUAGAAUGCAUAGGUAUAGAAAUCCAAAAGAAAAAGAUGGAGAAGCACUACCUUUAGGUAGUAAAGUGGAUAUAUUAAGUACAAAAAAUCCAGAUCAAAUCUUGCCUGAUGAAAGUGAAACUCAAGUUUAUCAAAAAUAUGAUCCCUUAUUACAUGGAACAUUGCGGUCCAAAAGUGACCAAUUAUUAACUAUAAAUUUCAUGAGGAAAUAUAUUCAUAUAGCUCGUUGUAUGAAACCAAAGCUUACUGAAGAAGCUAGUGAAGUGAUUGCCAGCGAAUAUUCGAAAUUACGAUCUGAAGAAUCAGUAGAUUCUGAUGUAGCAAGGACUCAACCAGUAACAGCUCGUACUUUAGAAACAUUAAUUCGAUUGUCUACCGCGCAUGCAAAAGCUCGUUUAUCAAAAAACGUUACUGCAGAUGAUGCAUAUGCAGCAAUAGAAUUGGUAGAAUUUGCCUAUUUCAAACGAGUUUUGGAAAAAGAAAAGAAGAAACGAAGACGACGCGAUAGUGAAGAAAGUAUAGGCGGAGACGAGCAGAAUGAAAAGAAAAAAAAACGUAGCAAAAGAACUUCGGGAGAACAAGAUCCAUAUGAUUUUGAAAGUGAUGAUGACAGUCAUAUUGACGAAGCUGCCAAAAGAGUUACUAGAUCGCAAACGAAAACGACCGAUUCAAGUCAACCAGAUUCUGAUCAAACUGAAACUCCUGCAGAGUCAGAAACUCCUGCAAUUAUUACUGAAGAAAGGUUAAAGGUUUUUAGAACACUUCUUUAUAAGUUGUUUCAACAACAAAGAGCACAGUCACUUUCAUUAUCAAGAGUACGCGAAUAUAUUAAUAGUCAGCAAAGUCAAGAAUUCACAUCAAGUGAGAUUACUGCUGCAAUUAAUAAAAUGUCUGAUGCAAAUCAAAUUAUGGCCGCCGAUGAUAAUAUCUUUCUUAUGUAAAAUAUAUUUGAGAUUGUAAGUUACCCUGUAUUUUUUAGAUUAAGUAUAUCUGUAAAUUUGCUAUGAAAUAUUUUAGCGGAUGUCCACAUUUCGAUUAAAUUAUACUUUUAAA
Frieseomelitta varia is the source of this 2777-nucleotide messenger RNA. It is a transcript of the gene Mcm3, whose product is annotated as DNA replication licensing factor Mcm3. The transcript is spliced from 11 exons. Bases 227 to 2665 code for a protein of 812 amino acids. Gene Ontology annotation, molecular function: single-stranded DNA binding; ATP hydrolysis activity; single-stranded DNA helicase activity. The record is from RefSeq and is a predicted model, not a curated record. Gene Ontology annotation, biological process: double-strand break repair via break-induced replication; DNA strand elongation involved in DNA replication; mitotic DNA replication initiation. Gene Ontology annotation, cellular component: MCM complex; nucleus. Lineage: Eukaryota; Metazoa; Arthropoda; Insecta; Hymenoptera; Apidae.